Molecule: messenger RNA, 2079 nt
Organism: Coregonus sp. 'balchen'
Lineage: Eukaryota; Metazoa; Chordata; Actinopteri; Salmoniformes; Salmonidae
Source: the annotation of a GenBank genome assembly
AUGCUGAAGGAUUUGACCACCCAGAGCUACACCCUAUACAGUAGCUGCUUAGACCAUGUGAAUGAACUGGAUGAUCUGCUGGAGAACACUGUGCACAAGGUCAGCUGUAGGAGCAGAAGACAGAGGAAGCCAAGGCAGCAGCGGUCUCAAGAUUCCUACGACACGGCCAGUGAACUGGAUACAAAGAGAAAACCUUCAUUUUCCUCCAAACGUCAUGUCGAGUUACUGGCUGACUGCAAACAGUGCAGGUCUAUGCACCUGUGUAACAACGAUGGUGGCAGGUGCGUCGACAUCAGAGUGGACACUCCAGAGUCCAGAAACAAAACCACCACCAGCAGUAAGACUGAGGACAGCUUUUGGCCUCUGAACAUUAUGGGUUCCUCUGAUUCUAUCAGCUCAUUUACCUCCUGGUCCUCCCUCAGCUCCUCAACAUCCAGUCUAUCCACUCUUGUGCCUGCAAGAUCUGAGAUGAGUGAAGCGAUCCAUGCUCCACCAGUGGUUUCCAAGGAUGAGCCAUGCUCUACUAACAAAGGUCCUGCUGGCAGGUCAGAGUUGAAUAACCCACUGUCAGUAGAAUUGCAGGGGAGGCACGGUCUAGAGCACAGUAUCCGCAAAGAGGCCACAAAGAGGAUUCCUGAGCUUGUUUUCAAUGUUGAAGAGGAAAAACAUCAACCUAUGGUGUGUGACAAAGUUACAGAUCCCGAACAGCACAACGCAAAGACCACAUUUCAAAAAAGUCUUGCCAUGUUUGAAUAUCUUAUUAAAAUCGAGGAAAAAUCUUUUGGCAAAUUAUCAAAAGUGAACACUACUGAUAUAUCCUGGGUGGCCUUCAAUGAUCAGAAAGCUCAGAAACGGGAAAAGAUGGACCUCUUGUCUAAGCCACAGGGAAAUGCUCGUCCUAAGAGGUUGGUGAAGAAGCUAGUCGGACCAGGUAUUCGCAUCCCUAUAACCAGAGUGAAACAUGUUUUAUUAAUAGAAAAGGCAUCCAUUCAACUUCUUGAGAUGAACCUGAAACAGAAGCGUUUGGCAAAUGUAUUGGGAGCGACAACCAUCUUCAGCAAGUCCAUGGAACUGAUCACACCCGAAGAAACUCCUCAGCCUAAGGAAGUGACAUCAUCAGAGGUAGAGUUGGAAUUGAAUUGCUCUAAGACACUUUUCAUCAGCAAAGAAAUGAGAGACAAGCUAGAGUUCCACAUCAAACGCAAGACAAUCCAACACCUCUGGGGUCUGCCUCAGGUGGUGCCAAAGUCUAUUGAUGCCCUCUUUCCCAAGGCACCAAAGAUAGACCGGAGCAGAGUUUUCCCAAAGCCCAAGUAUGACAUUGAGGUGAUGACAAGUGACUUGCCGUUUUUGACUGACGAACAGAAAGAGGCUUUAGAGGGCAAUGUGAGGAAAAAGAAGGCUCACAAAAACUGGGGUUACCCAAAACGGAUAAUGGACUCUCUGAAGGCAUUUGAGGUUCCUGAGGGUGUGGCCAAAGACCUGGACAAGAGACCUCGCCCUGUAGCCAAAGUCCAACACCCCCCAGCGGCCUCUAAGGUUAAGGAUAUCCCUGUGGAGCCCAAAGAGCCUCAGUCAUCAGCUACAUCCGAAACCAACGACCUCAAAGAAAUGAGUAAUAAACAACAGAACAAGCAGAACAACUCCCACAACCUAUUAGAAUCCAGCACCGCUAAGAUUCAAGAAAGAGGACUUCCCAAAGUAACUUUUGGGCAUUUUUCUAAGAAGUGUUUCCAUUCCGAGUAUCCAGUACUCACAACGUUUUUGAAAUUUGGAUCCAAUCUAAAUAAAUAUUCACUACACAAAGGCUCCAAUGUGCACAGAGAGUUGAUUGCAGGGAGCACAGAAGGGGAGGGAAGAGACAAGGCAUCCCCAUCUCCACAGACACAGACUACCUGUCUGUCAGAGCAGCCAUCAGUGUCAACCAGCAGACCCUGCAGGAAGGAAAAUCUUUUUUUUAAUCACUGUGAGUACCAACAUUAAAAGUUUACUCUAUGGCUGAUACAAUGUAAUGUUAUCAUUCAAAGAAAUUUUGCCAUUUAGUAAUAAUUUCUUAUUUCCCCUCAACAGGAGUCCUGA